This is a messenger RNA of Temnothorax curvispinosus, 1336 nucleotides long. RefSeq names its product G protein pathway suppressor 2. Bases 198 to 1289 code for a protein of 363 amino acids. NCBI's taxonomy places the organism in Eukaryota, Metazoa, Arthropoda, Insecta, Hymenoptera, Formicidae. Gene Ontology annotation, biological process: regulation of transcription by RNA polymerase II. Gene Ontology annotation, molecular function: transcription coregulator activity. The transcript is spliced from 8 exons. Gene Ontology annotation, cellular component: transcription regulator complex. The record is from RefSeq and is a predicted model, not a curated record.
UGUCGCCAUAAUCCUUGGAGUAGAGUGGAGGAGUGGAGUAGAGAAUCCGUCCGUCUGUCAGAAGGAUGUAACUCCAAAGCUAUUCCAGUAUUUUCAGCAUUCCAGCCGCUAAUGCGACUGGCUUGGGAAACCUGACUUAUUGGUAAUUCAGUAAAUACAUAACGCCGGGUGGCGAGGAAUUGUCAGGUGGCAGAAAGAUGCCGGCGAUAUUAGUCGGACCACCGCAACGCAAUGAACAAAUGUGGCAGGCGCUAAAGACUCACAUUAUGAGAGAACGACAACGAAAGAAACAAGAACAAGAGGCUGACGCCGAGGAAGAACGCUUACGCAAGGAGAGAGAGCGCCAGCAGAAGCAAGACGUGAUGACGCUAGGUGAAACGCGAGAACAAAUCUCAAAUUUAGAUAAUGAACUGUCUCAAUUGAAAGCAGAGAAGCAUCAGUUGUUCCUGCAAUUGAAGAAGGUUCUAAACGAGGACGACAGAAGGCGACAACUCAUAAAAGAAACCAGCGUUUGCUCGGAAGUUUCAACGACAGUGGGAGGAUAUCCCGCAACAGGUCCCAGAGUGGUACACCCACAGUUGUUUCUACCAUUACCACGUAGCAACAGUCCUCUCUACAAGGUUGCUGUCGGCACACCGACACAUCUGUUACAGGGUGGAACUUUGAAGAGGACCCACACUCCAUCACCGCCACCCACUGCAUCUCCAUAUCACACGUAUGGUUACAAACCACCACCGUCUAUCCCAAGUUAUAAUCCACCUCCUCCUAAAUCUGAGGAAGCUGCCAGAAGAUCCGGUGAUGCUCGAGCAGUUCUUUGGAAUAAGAAUAAUCAGUACUCCGCAUCGAAUUUUUAUUCGGCGCCUUCAGGCCAGAGUGUUUACAGUUACUCCGCACCUGUGUCACAACCAUCUCGAGAGUCCUCAGAAUCAGCUAAACCCGUUUAUCUUUCGGGCGGUAGAGCCCCAUUAGCCACACAUCAGACUGCAUACGUAACUAACUUACACUCGAUGGAGCACAAAAGUUACGGCGACGACAAGUUCUACUUGCGACCAACAAAUCACGUUACUGUCCACGGUGGAGCUAUCCCGAUUCAACAACCACCUCAGGGUGCGAAAACAGGUGGGAUUACUUCGGGUUAUCCUGUACGAGCACCUCAACCACCACCUAGCUCAUAUCCACCACCACCGCCACCAUCUCCUGGUACGUAUGUGAGCGGUUCAGCUGCCAAUGUACCUGGUAGGCUACUGUACACGCAACCUGGAGCUCGCUACCUUCAACGAGAAAUAUAGGAUUGUAUGUUUUAAUGAAAGAUUUUAAUUUUUAACUUUUUUUCGUU